UGGGACUAGAUUAAUUUAGGAUAUCUGGUCAGCAUGGAUGAGUUGGACUGAAGGGUCUGUUUCCAUGCUCUACGUCUCUGUGUGUCUAUUACUCGAAUUAAUUUUAAACACUCCCUGUCCUAACAACUUCCAUAUUCUCAUCACUUUUCCAGUGAAGCAGUAUUUUAUGAAUAACCUGUUGGUGACUGUCUUCUAUUAUGGGCAUAUCACUAAAUAGAGUCACUGUUGUACCACAGGAUAUGCGGCAACCAAUUUGUGCACAGAAGAACCCGACAAACAGUAAAGUGUUAAUUGUUUGAAGGAUAAAUAUUGGCUGGGAAACUGGGGGAGAAUUUUCCUCCUUUCCUAUUCUGCAUUGGGACUUUUCUUUAAAUUAAAGGUGCAACAUGAGCUGUUGGUCUCCUUUCAAGAGUGGCAGUGGGUAAUGUUACAUUUACCCCAAGAAAGGGCAAAUGGGGCCAGGAUUUAACAUCUCAAAAAUGGUUCCUCUGACAGUGCAGCGUUCCUCCAGUCCGGCAGUGGAACACUUUGGCCAAGAGGUGAGAAUUCGGCCAAGGACACUGAGCAUUUGUUUUCACAAUCGUCUUGGGACACCGGGUAACACCGCGGAAAGGGGUAACCACAGAUGAAUGAGGGCUGGAGGGAGAUUCGGAAUUGAUUCUGAGAAAAUAAGGAGCAAUUAAAAGGAAAGAGUUAAAAGAAACGAAAAAAACAACCCGGAGAAGGGAUAGAUGCAAAAUGGAAUAAAACAUAACACCACAAUAAAAUUCCGUAAAAUAGCGCCAGUGAUUUGAAGAAGGGAAUGGACAAAGUAAUGUGCUCCAGCCAUCUACAGCACACUCUCUCCAAUUUCCACUCAGGGCUAAUGCUGAGCUUUCUGUCUCGCACACACGUUCAGUCCGAGCCUCUUGCUUGCGUUCAUUCUGACGCCAACUGCUUCUCUCGUCUUUGUUCUCCAGGUUACCCUGAGACCUCAGCCAGCUCCCCUCCCCUCCCCGACCGAAAGGAACAGUCUGGAGGAAGGAAGUGCCCCCCAUUUCCCUCGAGGUCUCGCUGUAUCCCGCCGACCAGGGUUCGGUGAGAACUCAUCUUUCUCUCUGUACACAUAGCGAUUCACUGGGACAGAGGCAAAGCGGUGUUGGAAACCUGGAUUUUCUCUCCUGCCCGCCCAGUCCACGAGAGUCAAGUUUUUGCUCCAGAUCUCAGCUGCACAGGAGAAGGAAGGCAAUGCCAGGAUUUUCAUGAAGUUAAUUGCAACUGAGCUUCAAAUAGGAGUCAGGCUCCGGUGGGAAAGAGAAUCGAUGCUCUCAUUCUCAGCAAAGAUCUAUAAACCAAGUUAUCAUUUCCAUUCCUUGUGAUCACCAGAACCCCUCUUAAAGGAGACGUCCCUGCCCAGCUGUGAGAGCUGGCGGAGAGCUGGACGAAUUCAAUACAUCAAAUUAAGAGGGGCAGCGGACCACAGUUGGCAAUGAAGGCAUUUUAAUUCCGCCUGGAGCUGAGCCUGGACGCAAGCCCAACAGAAAUUGCAAGACUGGAGUGGCGGGAGUGUCCGCUUUAAGGGGAUUGCACAGUAGGAGACACUAUUUGAGAAGGUCGUUGGAAGUGAGGAGCCGUGUGGGGAGCCGGAAGAUUUAGCCGACGCUGCGAACUGGACCGAUCGCUUUUGCCAGGAGUGAUAUUUUUUAAAAAAAUCAAUCUAGUCUCUCACAGUCAUAGGGAUAGUAACUCCUCCAAUGCGAAUGUUAUGCGUGUUGUAUGAGGAAUGUGAGCUGGGAGAUGGCUGCACGCUCGUUUCAAUGUGGAAUCCAAGGGGCAUCAUCAGUGGACUGAGAGACUGAUGUCAGUUUCCAGUUCAGUUAAAAUCCUCCUCUCACCAAGAGGUUAAACCAUUCCAAAAGUCAACGCCAAAUCUGCUGAGAAUCUACCAUGAUCUGUGUAAACCUCUUCAUCUUUCUGAUUUUUAUAGAUGAGGUGCUGCGUUCAGCUGGGGAUCCUGUCCUGCCGGGGACCUGGAGAGUGGACUGCGUUCGGGCCAAUGAGUUAUGUACGGCUGAACCUGGCUGCAGCAGCCGCUACCGGACCCUACGGCAAUGUCUGGCGGGGAAGGCUGCCAUGCUGUUUGGUCCUGAAGCCAAAAACGAGUGCAUCGCUGCCAUGGUGGCACUACAACAAAGCCCACUCUUCGACUGCCAAUGCAAACGAGCAAUGAAGAAAGAGAAACAGUGCCUGGCCAUCUACUGGAGUAUCCAUCACAGUUUCCAGCAAGGUAAUGACCUAUAUGAAAACUCUCCCUAUGAGCCGGUUAGCUCACGCCUGUCCGACAUAUUCCGACUUGCUGCAAUCAGUUCAGGUUUGGAGCCCACUGGAGCUCGAGGAAACCAAUGUUUGGAUGCAGCCAAGGCUUGCAACCUGAAUGACACCUGUAAAAGAUACCGCUCCAUGUACAUCUCCACUUGCGUCAAGCGCACCUCCACCUCCGAUACCUGCAGCCGCCGAAAAUGCCACAAGUCACUGAGGCAGUUUUUUGAUCGCGUGCCUGCAGAGUACAGCUAUCGGUUGCUCUUCUGCUCCUGUAACGACCCAGCUUGUGCGGAGAGGCGCCGCCAAACCAUUGUACCCACCUGCUCAUAUGAAGACAAGGAGAAGCUAAACUGCCUGGCACUUCAUCAGACCUGUAAGACGGACCACGUGUGCAGGUCUCGACUCGCAGAUUUCCUGACGAAUUGUCAACCCUCUGCGCAAUCACUGAGUGGCUGUUUUCGUGAGAACUACGCAGCUUGCUUACUCUCCUAUUCGGGACUCAUUGGAAGUGACAUGACCCCGAAUUACAUUGAUGCAACUGACGUUGUGGUGGCCCCAUGGUGCACAUGCAGUGGUAGUGGAAACCAGAAGGAAGAAUGCGACAAGUUUUUGAACUAUUUCAAAGCAAACACCUGCCUCAGAAAUGCAAUGCAAGCUUUUGGCAAUGGGACAGAUGUGAAUAUGUGGAAACCCAGCUUCCCCACUCGAGCCACAUCACUGCUGAAGACAGAGAAUACGAUCGAGAGUGCUCAGCCUUCUGAUCACAUCAAGGAGAUUACCACGGCCGAUGAUGCUAACAUUCUCACCAUGUGUUCUGACUUGCAGGGUACUGGACCAAAGUUCAACACUUCUAAAGAACAGUCUCUCUGUCUGCCUGAGACACAGGUUCCUGUGGUAAACAAGAAGAUUAAAGAGAUGGAUAAAAUACACAGCUACGCAGAUCCAAGGAAUGGAUACUCAUUUAGUGCAUGUGUCCGUGCCAGUGGGGCUUGGGUAGCUAUUUCCUUUUUCAUCGUGACAACCCUGGCAUCAUAAGAGCGUCAGGGAGCCCUUGAAGAUUGCCUAUUUCCAUCUUAUUUCAUUGAAAAGUGAUACCCCUGAGGAGAUAAUAAAAAGACAACAAAUUGAAUUUUAAGGGAGAGAGGGCAAGGGAAGGUUGUAAUUGCUUUGGUAGAAUUGUCCCAACAAAGUCUUGGUCCCCAAAGCAUUGGCUUUUCACAGAUACAAUGCUGUGAGCAUUUUGGGACCUUGCUUCCUUCAAGAAGAAAAAAGAGUGACUGCCUCUUCAAGCCUAGCUGUAUGCCGGAAUCCUCAGCAUUGGGCUGCUUAUUGGACUUGAGUAACCAGUUAGGCUUAAGCAAAGCCUUCCGAAUUGGAUCACCAUACAUUCCUCACCCAACGGCCAAGGCCGAAGGACAGGAUUCUAAUUUGGUGACAUGGCUGCAAUGAUUUAAUGGUUGUAUAAAACCACUACUCGUUUUACUGUAUGUACGUUUUAUUCCCCCAUGUGCUGUUCUUGGAGUUGAGGAAAGGUUCUGGUGUGUUAGAAUUACCACUCUUUUCUACACUCAAAAUCAUUUAUACCGAUGAGAGCAUAAGAGAUCUAUUUACCUGUAAAAAAAAUGUUUUCUCUUUUGUUUCUGAACUUUCUAGAAGUGUGUUUCAUGUAGUAAUAGUUGUCUAACCCCAGCUUGCAUUGCUUCCGCGAGCUGCUUGUGGAAUUAUACCAUGAUUGAAUAGUGUAUUAUUUCAAUAUCAUAAACAGGAAUAUAUCUCUACUAAGGAAA
Chiloscyllium plagiosum (whitespotted bambooshark) is the source of this 4088-nucleotide messenger RNA. RefSeq names its product GDNF family receptor alpha-2-like. Gene Ontology annotation, cellular component: signaling receptor complex; external side of plasma membrane. Lineage: Eukaryota; Metazoa; Chordata; Chondrichthyes; Orectolobiformes; Hemiscylliidae. Gene Ontology annotation, biological process: nervous system development. The record is from RefSeq and is a predicted model, not a curated record. Gene Ontology annotation, molecular function: signaling receptor activity.